UUCAAAUAGUUUAGUCCAUUGUGCAUCGUCCCGCCUUUUCUGAAAGUGUUUUCGGAAUCAAUGGAAGCGUUUCCAAGUCCGCUCGAGUCCACAGUUGCUUCGGCUCUUCUCCUCCUCGCCACCACCACCUCUCCUCCAGUUGAAAGCAAGAAUGUUUGUUCGGAGCAGAGCUUGGCGGUCAGCAACUCCAAAUCGCGUUCUAAUUCGUCUGUUACCAGCAGCGGUGAAGGUUCGUCUGCUAAGGCUCCGGCUCAUUGUCCACUUCGGAUCGCCACCGUCGUUGGUCGUUGCCACGAGAAGCUCAAGGUCGUGAGAAAAAGUCGUUCGAAGAACUUACUGAACUCCGACAAGAAAAAUUUCUCCUGCUUGAAGAGUGUGGAAUUUUCAUCAGCAUCUGAAUCGAAGUCGACGGAGGCUUCUUCGUGUCUGUCGAGUAGCUCCGGCGCUGUUUCCAGCCCUGGAAGCGGAGCUGGGAAGCAACCUUCGGCUCGAGGUUUGAAAAGGAAACCGCCAACCGGCUCGGCUAGGAUGGGCCGCCGAGCCGAUGCCAUCAUGAGGCUCUUGUCUGAGGGUUGUGCCUCUGAAGUGAGGAUUCGUCAGCUUCUUGGAGACAGCCCUGACACCAGCAAAGCCUUGAGAAUGUUGUUAAAGGAGGAGGAGAUUAAGAGGUCAGGGAAAGGCGGUCGUGGUGACCCCUAUAUUUACAUGAUAGCAUGA
Molecule: messenger RNA, 717 nt
Organism: Diospyros lotus (date-plum)
Lineage: Eukaryota; Viridiplantae; Streptophyta; Magnoliopsida; Ericales; Ebenaceae
Exons: 5
Coding region: 61-717 (218 amino acids)
Source: RefSeq, a predicted model, not a curated record